Messenger RNA from Drosophila guanche, 1068 nucleotides. RefSeq lists its product as uncharacterized. NCBI's taxonomy places the organism in Eukaryota, Metazoa, Arthropoda, Insecta, Diptera, Drosophilidae. The transcript is spliced from 2 exons. The record is from RefSeq and is a predicted model, not a curated record. The coding region runs from base 317 to 814 and encodes 165 amino acids.
UGCUUGCCACCCACUCAAAACGAUGCGCGGGAGCUUUCGUGGAGCUUUCAGUUGCUUUGACUUUGAAUUCAAGUGCAGAGAGCCGUUAACCGUUAACUUUUCAGCCAUGAAAAUAGUGUUAGACAAACAGUGCCGGCGGCGUCGGAGGCCUGACACAAAACAGAUGAACAACUGGUUUUUUUGGCCAAUAGAGAUCCACCCUUCCCCCCGCUCAACAAACAAUGUUUUUUAUGUCUUGAAUGUUUUGUAUGGAAAUAGUUAGAAAAUAACCCAAUUUAUAGGCAAAUAGUGAAUAUUUGAUCGUCAGUUCAGCAACAUGAGUCGGCAACUGAAGUUCAAUGUGCAGGCCGAGGACCAUCCGUCGCAGUGGGAGGAGGAGUACCACUCGGAUAUGGUCGAGAUCAAUCUGAAUGCCAGCUGCGGCCAGGCCAAGCAGCAGUCGGCCCAGGCACUGGACCAGCUGCUCCUGGCGGCCAGCGCGCCUCCGCAUCGUGGCUAUCCCUAUGGCUAUGCGGACAUUGAUCCCGGCACGGAUAUUUACUUCUGCAAGAAGUCCAACUCCACGGGCCAGCUGGCCGAGAAGGUAUCACCGCCACCGCCGGCGGCCACCAACAUUAGCUGUCUGCGGCAGAUGUACUGUCCGAAGUGCCACGAGCGGUUGCACGAGCAGGGCGUGCGCCUCGAGCGACUGCUGACCAUAUGCUGCUUUGGCCUCCUGCCCAUCUAUCCGUGCUGCAUGCGACGCUCCAACGACGACUGCAAGGUCAUCUGUGGCAAGUGCGGCUAUCUCUUGGGUGCCUGGAAGCGGCAAUGACAAUGAUGUCUGAUCGAUGGCGCUGAUCUCUGUGUUUUUUCGUUUGUUUUAUUUAGUUUUUAUUUUUAUUUUUAAUUAGUUUUGUUGACCUCGAAGCGAGAGAUGAAGAUGAUACAUUCCCAAAUGUACAAACAAAUGUUGUUACUCUCUUCUGCCCGAUCUUCCGCUCUUCCGCUCUUCUCUACUCUCUUUGGCGCAAUCACCUCGCUCUUCUGUGAUCUCUUUUGCUGGCUCGUCGCGCACUCAAUCGUUGC